Molecule: messenger RNA, 507 nt
Organism: Penicillium canescens
Lineage: Eukaryota; Fungi; Ascomycota; Eurotiomycetes; Eurotiales; Aspergillaceae
Exons: 1
Coding region: 1-507 (168 amino acids)
Source: RefSeq, a predicted model, not a curated record
AUGUCAUCUCCCAACUCUGACCCUCUCACUACCCCAAUUACCAAUGGCGUAGCCACCACCACCACUCCCAAUGCCUCAGCCAACACAGACGGACUCAGCCCAGCCGCUAUGCUGCUUUGGGCCCACGAACUCCAACGCCAAAAUGAAUUCCUGACCAAAGAUCUCAAACGCGCCAACAAACGCAUCGACUCUGCACAUGAGGAUGUGUACAGGAUGCGUGAAUGCAUAGAAGAGCUAAACCUUUUCGCCACGAGCUUGGUCAUGCACCAAAACGGCCGCUCUACCCGCGAAUACUUUGAGGCUGCCGAUGAUUUUCGCUUGUGGCAGUUCACCUUGCCCGUCACGCGGCCAGAUAGCCGGUGGUCUGAUCUACGCCAUGUUAAUGUAUUUUUUGCUGGCUUGGAUGAUGAAGAUGAACGGAGCACGUUCUAUCAUGGUGGGCCUUGGACUUGGGAUAGCCUUCGCGAGCACUUUGAUACCGCCAGUGAUGAUGGCGUCGUGGUCUAA